This is a messenger RNA of Naegleria gruberi, 1986 nucleotides long. RefSeq lists its product as uncharacterized. The record is from RefSeq and is a predicted model, not a curated record. Bases 1 to 1986 code for a protein of 661 amino acids. Lineage: Eukaryota; Heterolobosea; Eutetramitea; Acrasida; Naegleriidae. The transcript has a single exon.
AUGUCAUCCAUGUGGCUUUCAAGUGCAUCAACCAUUGACAUUUCUCAUCUGGUGGUUUCAACUUCAUAUCAACUAAACGAAACCCUUUCGAAUAAUUCCACAAAUUCAACAAUAUGCCAUCCCAUUCUCUUUCAAUUGGGCAACUUUUCCCGCGAAUCCACUCCACAAGAACUCUACGGACUUUGCCCCGACGCUCUCACCACUCCAAUCUUUAGUUCAAUUUUAUUAUUUCUAAUCAUUCUCAUGUCCAUGGCCAGCAUUUUAGGAAUCAUUGCCUACAGACACAGUGGACACAUCAAAGCCAGAGGUGCAACCACCAUUUCCCUCUCAGUUUGUGUCCAUCUGGUGUUCGUGUCCAUUUUCUUCCUUCGUCUAAUGAUCGAUCGAAAGACAUUUCCGUGUGCAAUUUAUACAUUGCUCUAUUUUUUAUUACCGGCAGCUGUUACAUUACCCAUGAUAUUGAGGUGCAUUCGUCUCUAUUCAAUGUACAAAUUGAAUUUAAUCAAGACGAGGAUAUUUGAUGUGGAUGGAGUGGAUUCGGUGAAUGGUGGAGGUGGACGAAAGAAAACUAAUGAAAUGGUGAAGAAGGAAGAAAUUGUGAGUUCAGUAGUGGAAAUUGUGGAAGAAUCGAACCAUGUGGAAAUGAAGAAUUUUGAGAAUCGUCAACAUUCGGUUCAUUUUGAAAAAGUGUUGAGUGAAUCGACAAUUAAUCAAGAAACACCUUCUUCAUUGAAUACCACCUCAAUAACUCAUAACAGUUCAUCCAAUGUCGAUUCUCUAAAUAAUUCAGGAAUAGACGAAACUCUCAAGCAACAGGAAAAUAAUUUACAAAUCUUGUCAGAGGUGAAGGGAACUCAAUCGACUUUUGACGUGAAUGAAAAUAUUCACACCAAUGAUGAAUCAACAGUGACUGACGAUGAGGACAUUACCAACACUUUCACAUUGAAUACUUCACGGUCAACUUGGAAUCUUUCAGACAUUAAUUCAAAGGAAGUUCAAUCACAAGCCAGAAAGCUCAAUAUUUUGACAUUUAUUUCAUCGUACAAGUUUAUGGUAAUUUGCUAUGCCUGUUUGCUGAUUUUACAAUUUUUGCUAUGGCUUGGUUUGGGAGGAAUUGAGGAGAUUAUUUUUACAGUUUCUCCUCCUGCAGAUAAUUCAAGAAUUUUCCUAUUGGAAGGAGGAAUGUUACUCUUCUCUCAUGGAUGCAGUAUCAGUACCAAGUUUGUCAUUAUAUUUGGAGUGAUUACUGUCAUUUACUUUAUUAUUGAGAUUGGUGCAUUCAUUUUGUGUCUGUUUGCUGAUAGAGAUACUUGGAAUAUUAAGAAGGAAACUGUCAUUUUGCUAAUUUUUCAAGUAAUAUGUCUACUCUUGUUUGUCAUUACGGGAAAUAUUGACAUUAUUGUGAUAUUGACAGAUUAUUUUAUUCCAUACGGAUAUACCUUAAUGAUCUAUUCCUAUAUUGAAAUUCUGAUUUAUUCCCUUAUUCCAAUAAUGAGAUCCAUGUAUGAAAAUUACAAAAAGAAACGUCAGGUAAAAUUCAUGCAACAGGAGGCCUCAGAAUUGAGCAAAUCAACAAGUUCCUACCAUUUGAAACCUGUCCCAUUGUCAGAUGUCGAACGAGUUCUUAUGAAUAAGAGAACAUUUAACAUUGUUUUGGAUUUUGGAAGAAGAUCCUAUUGUGUGGAAUCAGUUCUUGCAUGGAGAGACAUCCAGAGGUAUCAAAAAUCGAGAAGACAUAGAAAGAAAAUUGCCCAACACAUUAUUAGUACCUAUUUAACAAUUGGAUCUCCUUUCGAAUUGAAUAUUUCGAAUAUUGAAAAGAAACGAUUGGAAUACUCAACUAUUAUUGAGGAAUCUAAGAAAUUGGAAAGUUCUUUAUUUGAUUCUUUAGAAUCACAUUGUCUGUCAGAUAUGACAGAUUUAUUCGAUCGGUUGAGAUCAUCAAAUGCUGAAAUUGAUACCCUAGUCAAGUCAUUUAAAAACUAA